UCUUUUGGUGAAAAGACAGAAAGGUGAAAAUUUGCGUGUUUUGUGGUGCUCGCCCCUGUUUUACUAUGAAAAACUCGUGUAGUUGCGAAUCAUGUAUUACUCUAAGAAGAUUUUAAGGAAGUUUCUGUCGUGCAAAUCGUUACUUUACCUGUUCACUUGCGUAUUGACAGCAAUCUUUUUCUAUGGUUACAUUAUACGAGUAUACGGAGCUUUCCCGUUGGUGUAUCCAUCUGCACCAAUGUUUAAGCCACCCAAUGAAUCUAGCUACCACAAUUCAGAUGAUACAAAGUCAGGAAGGUGUUUAAGUAAUUAUUUUGAAGACAUUCUGUUGAUCAUUGUCUAUCAUUUCCCAUUCUAUGAGUCAAUUCCUCUCCUCAAGUCAUUUUAUAAGGAUGUUUUUACAAAUAUAUUGAUAUGUGGCCCCAAGUCCUACGACAAUCAUUAUGUAAUGGUCAUAGAUGUCGGUGGUGGGCUUUUAGGUUAUGAAUGUGCUGGUGAGGCGAUUCGCAGGUAUCCCAGUUUCCGUGGAUACCUUUACAUAAAUGAUGAUAUGGUAGUGAAUUGGUGGAACUUUGCCACUCUUGAUAAAGACAAGUUGUGGCAGGGCGGAGCUAUCAUUCCCAACAAUGAGCAUGUCAUGGGUAGCCGACCUAUAGCAACUAACUGGCCGUGGUGGAAUAUCAAGUCAAAGUCUGCGGAAGCUUGUGAAGAUUCCUAUCUAGAAAUAAUGCACAAAUACCGCAAUUCCGCCGACAUUGACGUCGCCGCUUUGGCCGAAACACAUCUUUUGAAUGGUCGCGGCAAAAAGGUUUGCUUUCGAAUGUGGUCGGAUUUAGUUUAUGUUCCAAAAAGAUUUAGUGAUCGAUUUCAAAAGUUCUCUUUUAUCUUCCAUAAAAAUGAGGUGUUCCUGGAAGUUGCAGUGCCUACCAUCAUGAGCUUUUUGGAUCUACGAGAUUCUUGGGAACAACAUUAUGGCGUGUAUCUGCCUGAUAUGUAUGGUUCCAUAGACUUUACUGAUGGAAAAUUAGUUUGGCCAAACUAUAACUAUCGAAUAAAUUUCAUACACCCUGUUAAAUUUCAAGGAGACAAAGCGAGAGUUAACAGAGAAAAACUAAAAUAUGAAAUAGGUCCUUUUUCUAAAAAUUUUACCAAGUGUUAGGCUGUUAGUGUAAUGUGUUAGCUUUGUCAAGUAAUUUACUUUGUACAUUGCUGUCAAAAAAACCAAAUCAAAUAAAUUUUACAUGUGAAAA
Messenger RNA from Xenia sp. Carnegie-2017, 1250 nucleotides. RefSeq names its product probable glycosyltransferase STELLO2. The record is from RefSeq and is a predicted model, not a curated record. The transcript has 3 exons. NCBI's taxonomy places the organism in Eukaryota, Metazoa, Cnidaria, Anthozoa, Malacalcyonacea, Xeniidae. Bases 92 to 1159 code for a protein of 355 amino acids.